This is a messenger RNA of Onychostruthus taczanowskii (white-rumped snowfinch), 1286 nucleotides long. Its product is annotated as tumor necrosis factor receptor superfamily member 26-like. Bases 3 to 752 code for a protein of 249 amino acids. Lineage: Eukaryota; Metazoa; Chordata; Aves; Passeriformes; Passeridae. Gene Ontology annotation, molecular function: transmembrane signaling receptor activity; protein binding. The record is from RefSeq and is a predicted model, not a curated record. The transcript is spliced from 9 exons. Gene Ontology annotation, cellular component: cell surface; plasma membrane. Gene Ontology annotation, biological process: apoptotic process; TRAIL-activated apoptotic signaling pathway; positive regulation of apoptotic process.
UCAUGGGAGCCGGGCGAGCGGUGGGGCUGCUGCUGGCUGUGCUCCUGACGAUGCCUAGAGCCCGAGCGAACUGUGGGGAGGGAGAGUACUCCCAUCAAGAUCUCUGCUGUGUGUUUUGUGAAGCAGGUACCUUUGUUGCUGAUCACUGCAGUGCUUCGCAUUUGAAAGGAAGAUGUGAACCUUGCAAGGAAGGAAAAGGCUUUACUGCCCAUGAGAACGGCUUAGAGGAAUGCUUGCCUUGCAAAAAGUGCAAAGAGGAUCAGAUAACUCUGAGACCCUGUAAUCUGACACAGGAUGCUGAAUGUCAGUGCAAACAAGGGUAUUUCUGUGAUGAUGAGGACUGUGAAAUGUGUCAGAGAAGCAGUCAAAAGCAUCCGGAUGGGAAAGAAAUUGUGCUGAAUUCCACUGAUACUACAGAACUAGGCUUAACCAAUCAAGGGAAUGAAGCUCAUGUUUGGGUUAUUCCAGUGCUUCUGUUUAGUUUGUUUUUGCUAGUAGUUGGUGUUGUUGUUGUUGCUGUUAAAAAGCUGAAGUGUGAUAAAGCUGUCUCAACUGUUGAAGAUGUAGAGGGACAUCUGGUACAAGAACCAAUUGUUGAAGAUCUCUCUCAGCAUGAACGGAGAGAGACCUUUGAUGUCUUUACAAAGGAAGAGCCACCACAACAGUGGAAGCAGCUUAUGAGAACUCUUCUACAGAAAAAUGAUAUUGAUAAAAUUAUUUCUAAAUUUACUAAUGAUAGAGAAGAACAAUAACAUCAGAUGCUUCUCAUCUGGAAAAACAGACUGGGAAAGAAACACUGUAUUAUUAAUUUACUGGAUGCAUUGAUGCAUAUAGAUACCAAGACUUGUUACAGUGUAUCAAACCCUUUAAAAAGUAAUAACAUUAUAAGUAAAGUAGAAGCUGAAGAUGAAUGUUUAUGAGGAACUGCAGAAAUGUUCCUGCAUACAUAUGUGUGUCUUCAGACUUUCUUUAAAUGAGGGUGUCAGAAACUGCUAGUAGAAACGGAGUUGACAGCCUCCUCACCUCAUGGAGAGAGCUGGAAGGGAUGUAAUAGCUAUGUUGUUUUCAUGUUUACAUGACCUUCCUACCUCUGAGUCAUAAAAUAUUAAACACAGGUGCUGGACGCCCACUUCGGAGCCAGGAGCUCGGGCAUCCCUUAGUUUGUGAAGUGCUGUCCCAGCCUGGGGACGGGGACUGCUGUUCUUCUGUACUGUGAUGCUUUAGUUUCCGAAACCAAUUUGUUUUGUAUCGGACCGCUCAGCACCGCUAUGUUUGAAGCACAGCAA